UACAUGCAAAAUGUGCUGGGUAUUAAAUUGUCAGGAAGGAUGCCUUGUCCAAACUAUGCUCGAAGUGCCAAUAAAAUUCAGUAGCCAGUACUAAACUGAAUCAGAGGUGUGAGUACAGUCAGUGUGGUAUUGAGUAUUUUUCAUUGCCAAAUGGCCUGCAUUUUGAUUAAAUAUUUAUGUGGAUAUUAAAUAUUCAGAUUAUUAAUGUUAUAGUCCUUGUUACUCCGUCCACUAUGCCAACAAAAACAGAUUAGAAUUUGAAGGUAAAGGGUAAGAAUCAGUCUAAGAGGGGUUCCCAACCUGGGGUCCACGGACCCCUUGCUGAAUGGUAUUGGUCCAUGGCAUAAAAAAGGUUGGAAACCCCUGCUCUGAGGUAAAAACAGUCAAUUAGUAAAGGGGAGCUUAAGAGCUUAAAUUGCAAUGACAACAGGUCUGGUUAGUUAGGAUCGAAACAAGAAAUGCUCAACAGAUCAGACUGUAUCCUGUGGAAAAAGUGUAAGAAUGAAAAUGUUUUGACUAAUUGCUUUUUUUAUAUAUUGGAAAAAAAAUAGAAUGCAGAAUGAAAUGCCUGGGGAACUGAGUUAUGGCAUUCAGACUCAAUGUAUUUAAAAUACAAAAAAAGUAGAACUCACAAGAAAGGGUAGAGGAGUUGGACGAGCUGGUCUGCUCUUAAGCAGCUGCACUACAGAAUCAAUGAAUGAAACACCCCACUUCUGUGUGGUUUGUUUCCUUUCCAUGAACUAAUUGUUCAGCUGACUAAGUCUUCACAAAUCUAUCAGUCUGCUAUUGACCACUGUCUUCUGGAAGGCCUUGACCUGAAAUGUCAGCUGUUAAUUUCCUUCACAGAUGCUGCCUGAACUACUUGAGACCUUCCAGCACCUGCAGUCUCUUGAGUCUCACCUGUGGUGGACAGACGAACAGAAAGAAAAAGAAAAAAUGGCUAGUUCUGCAGACAAGCCACUAGAGGGCAAUCUACAGGGCUUUAAGAUCUGUUAUGUGCAAGGUGAUCUGUUCUCAUGCCCAGAAAAGGAUGCACUGGCACAUUGCAUCAGCGAAGAUUGUGACAUGGAGGCAGGAAUAGCAGUCUGGUUCAAGUGGAAAUAUGGAGGUGUCGAGGAGUUGCAGAAUCAGAAGAAAAAAAUUGGGGAUGUUGCAGUGCUAAAGAAAGAUCAGAGGUGCAUCUAUUAUUUGAUCACCAAAAAGCUGGCAUCAGAUAAGCCUACUUAUGAUGCUGUACAGAAAAGCCUCAAGGCCAUGAGGGACCACUGCUUGGCUAAUGGAAUUUUGAAGAUCUCAAUGCCUAAGAUCGGAUGUGGCCUGGACAACUUGGAGUGGGACAAAGUUUCUGCGAUCAUUGAAGAAGUCUUUAAGAGCACAAGUAUUGUAAUCACAGUGUACUCUUUGUGAGAAUAGCUCUGUUAUAUGUACAACACUAUAAUUAGUAUUCUUUACUCACUGUCGAGGAAAGGUAAGGAUAAAAUGUUGUCAGGUAUUUUUGUUGGAUACCUGUUUGAUUCCUGUUAUUUGAUGGUUUACAUUUUUUUGAUUCUAUUGGCAAGUCUAAAUUUCCUAGUGUCCAUGCUAGCAAAGCCAUCAUAUUCAAAUACAAAUUUCAAUGCAGUGUCUUCUCAUAAUUUCAAUAAUGGAUUGUCAUUUAUGGGGAAAGAUGGGCAGUUCAUUUUUGUUAAAGUUUCAUAUCAGAAAUGUGAGGCAAUUCAAUUUUCUUCAGUCUGAGACUUAUUAAUGUAGCAACUGAUUUUGCAUGAGUUCUGACUUGCAAUGUCAAUGACCCUGUUCACAUGUUCCCUACUGUAUAAAUUUGAGAAUUAAAUCUUUUUGUUGAAA
Molecule: messenger RNA, 1845 nt
Organism: Hypanus sabinus (Atlantic stingray)
Lineage: Eukaryota; Metazoa; Chordata; Chondrichthyes; Myliobatiformes; Dasyatidae
Product: ADP-ribose glycohydrolase OARD1-like
Exons: 6
Coding region: 847-1407 (186 amino acids)
Biological process (GO): peptidyl-glutamate ADP-deribosylation
Source: RefSeq, a predicted model, not a curated record